This is a messenger RNA of Delphinapterus leucas (beluga whale), 1334 nucleotides long. RefSeq names its product glutamate rich 5 (gene ERICH5). The record is from RefSeq and is a predicted model, not a curated record. NCBI's taxonomy places the organism in Eukaryota, Metazoa, Chordata, Mammalia, Artiodactyla, Monodontidae.
UACUCAGGAUAGAAACUAAACAAUAAUUUGUAUUUUUUUCUUUUCAAAUGAAUGAUAAAAAGUAACUUCAAAUAUGUAUUUUUCAACCACAGAAGAAAGUGAGUCCUGCUUUGUCCAACCAAAACCACGUACACUGGGAAGAGAAUCUACUUUAUAUGGCAAGGUACAAAACGAAAGCCUUCCUCGACUAGAAAAGCUCAAGAUUUCAGCUGUGUCUACAGCUAAUGGUGUUAAAUCCCUCCAUGAACAGCCCCUGGCAAAGGAUGCUGCAGACCCACCAGGAUCCACAGAGGAAAUUCAGCCUCUUAAGGGACUGAAGGAGUCUGGGUCACCUCAGCCAGGUGGCAAAGAUGAUACUCCAGGAGCAGGAGAAAAGAAUAAGGACGUGGAAGCAGUGACAGAGGCUCAGCCUUUUAAAGGAAACGCUGAGACCGAAGCUUUAGGAGCAGAAGCCAAGAGUCAACCUUUGAGGACAGCGGGAGAGAGGGACUCUCCUGGAGCAGUGGAAGGUACUGAGAAUCCACAAGCUGCCGGAGAGAUGAUACCCCUAGGAACAGCUGAGAAAAUUCCACCUCUGGAAGCAGCUAGAGAGCUACAAUCUCAAGAAGCUAUGGGGACGGAUGAACAGUCCCAACUCCCAGAAACAGUUCCCAAGGAGACGGAAUCUCCAGAAAUAUUGGAAGGAAGUCAGCUUGUGGAAACAGCUGAAAAGCAGCAACUUCAAGAAACACUGGGAGAAGAUGACCAGUCCCAACUUCUAGAGAUGAUUCCCAGAGAGAAUGGAACACCAGAAGUAUCAGACAGAAGCCAGCUUAUGGAAACAGCUGUCAAGGAUGAUUCGCUCCAUAAAACUCCUGAAGGUCCAGGAAACAUGGAGCAGAUCCAACCUGAAAGAAUAGUUGGAAACAUGGAACAUCCAGCAGAAAUUCUAGAGACAGGGGCAAAUGUGGAAACGGUCAGGAAUAUUCAUGCUAACGAAGAGGACCAACACGCUGAAGGUGAAACAGGAGAAAAGGUUGAAACAGAUGUGGAGAAUGAGAAAGUAAGUGAAGGGGCUGAAACAAAAGAAGAAGAAACAGGAGAAGCUGUGGGUCUUUCAGCAGCCCCGUGUAUAGGUAUGGAUGGAAGGGUGAACGGACACAGCGUAUUAUAACAGAGAAGACAGAAAGCGGCAGUGAAGUUUGUGGUUACAGAUCUUAUCUUUCAACAUCUACAUGUUUUAUACAAGGAAUGUGGUUAUCAUGUUCUUGAUUACAUUGUUCCAUAAAACUGCUAAGCUGUGAACAGUUUUUCUAGCUACUUACAAUUCAAAACUACAAAAAAAAAAAAAAAAA